This is a messenger RNA of Aspergillus steynii IBT 23096, 1099 nucleotides long. Its product is annotated as gamma-glutamylcyclotransferase family protein. The transcript has a single exon. NCBI's taxonomy places the organism in Eukaryota, Fungi, Ascomycota, Eurotiomycetes, Eurotiales, Aspergillaceae. The record is from RefSeq and is a predicted model, not a curated record. The coding region runs from base 269 to 820 and encodes 183 amino acids.
CUCAUUUAUUGAUUUAUUCCUUGAUAUCUUUCCGGCAGUCGUUCCUCACGCCGUCAUUACUGAUACGUUGUAAAAUCUCAGCCAGCCAUUGAUUGCUCAGAGGUUUCAGGCCCCAAGGCUGUCGCGUUUAUACUGCUGCAGCCAAUAACAGGUACGUCUUUUUAGUACACUGGGUUCUCUCCCGAGCAUCCCUUUGUUCUGCUUCCGAGUCGUUUGACGUUCGCAUUUUGUCCACCUUCCACCUCGUACGACCACCAUACACAGCGAAAUGUCCCAGAAACCACGGGACUCCGGAGUGCCCGGGUUUCCCAGCCUUUUCCCGGCCAAGGAGGAGCCCGAGUCGCCGUUCUAUACCAUGCUGCGGUCAGCGCCUCCAGACUACCUUGCGCAGCGCCCCGAGCCAGUCGAGUUACCGCCUGCCUUUCCAAAGUAUUACUUCUUCUACGGAACUCUUACCGCCCCGGCCCAGGUGAAAAAAAUUCUUGAUCUGCCAGAGGAGCCGCAACUUCGCGCGGCGGAGAUAUUUGGUUAUACCCUUGCGAAAUGGGGUGAUUAUCCUGCCCUGAUCAAUGGGAACCAAGGGGAUGUGGUGAAAGGGUUUGCGUAUCUUGUGCAAUCAGAAGAGGAGGCCCAAAAGCUGUCGUAUUACGAGACGAAUGCCUACGAAGUCGCACCGUGUUGGAUUUCCUUCAAGGACGAGAAAGAGCCGAAGGAGGCCAGUGGCAAGGUUUUCAUGUACGCGGGUGAUGCGCAGGCUCUGUUGGAGCAGCGAUUCGACCGGAAACUCUGGAAUCGGCAGAUGGCAGGGAAAUUGGGGUGAUAGCCUCCUGGCGCGAUUUGAAGUUGCGGGUCUCUUUUUCUUUCCUUCUUUUUUCCUACUUUCUUUCUUCUUGCUUUUCCUUCUGUCCUUCGUUCUUUGUUUGUCUUUCUAUUAUUUUUGUGAAUGAAACGAUUGUAGACAUGUUAGUUUCACAUCGCCUGCUCUGUGCUGAUCGCAUUGACGAAAUUGGUAAGAGCUCUUACGGCGAGAUGUUAUUCAACUUGAUCUGCGGGAUACUACCUAUUAAACAGCAAAGUUUAUUAUUCGCCAGUAAUGCUG